AUGCAUAAAAUCGACGAACUCAUAAAAACGAUCAGCGAUGAAGACAGAAGAUACAUCGAAGACCUGAUUGAGACGGGGCAGACGGAGCUGUUGAACCAUGAAGGAAUAAACGAGAGGAACAUCUUAGACAUCAUUAAACAGAUAAAAGAAUUCGAACUCGUAUACCCUGAUGGGCUGAGAACAUACGUAGAGAGAGCUAAAACUUUGAUGAAAAAAUCGGAAAAGAAAAUGCACAAAUUUGCACACUGUGUGAUAGAAAGACCAGAUAAUUUAAUAAAAAUAAAAUUUCCCUGGGAUGAUAUGAUCCCUCAAUUUGGUGGAAAUAACAGAGAGGAGAAGAGGAUAUAUGUACAGGAUGGGUAUUGCGAUGGAAAGGAAGAUCCUUUUAAUGUGUCGACAAGCACGUCAAACGAAAGCAGCGUGGAGUACGAUGCGAAUGGUACUUUUACCCAGGACGGCAACUUCGUCUCUCUGUCAGAGGGGGAGACCACUCCGCUAUCCCAGAGGACGAUAUCCCACAGGGAGUUAUCCACCACAGGCAUUCCCACAACGCCCCUUUCCUCUGCUUCAUCGAAUGGCCAAGCUUACGACCCGAAUUUAUACAGAAGUAGUUACCUCUCGUUAUGUGAUGAGACAAAAGGGAAGAAGCAAAAUAAAACAAAGACACAGCAGGAAAAUCAGGAGAGUGAAACCAUAGAACAAAUCGAACAGUAUCUGCAUUACGAGCAGAUAGGACUGAGCCAAAUCGAUAGAGUAUGCUUCGUGUUGCUAGCGGGGGGGUUGGGAGAGAGAUUAAAUCACAAGGAUAUCAAAUUGAAGCUACUAACAAAUUUAGUCUCAGAGAAAACGUACAUUGAAUAUUAUUGUAAUUAUUUGAAAGUUUUCCAAGAGUAUAUAAAGAGGGAAAAAAACAAAGAGGUAGAGAUCCCCUUUAUUAUCAUGUUGUCCGAUGAUACGUAUGAAGAGACAGUCACGUUUUUGAGGAAGAAUAAUUUUUUCACCCUUAAGGAGAAUCAAAUGUACUUUUUAAAGCAGAAGAAGGUAUUAUGCUUUAAGGAUAGCGAGGCACACAUUGAUUUUGUUUUUCAAAAUGAAUCAUUUAUCUUUUCCAAAAAACCGCAUGGUCAUGGAGAUAUUCAUUCUCUCAUUAGAAAGUACAUUAAUUUGGAUGAUCUCAUAGAAGAAGGAUAUAGAUACUUGUAUUUUUUCCAAGAUACGAACGCUUUAGCCAUGAAGGUUUUAUUUGCAUGCUUGGGGGUGUCCAUAGAGAAAGAACUCCAUAUGAACUUCCUCGCUAUUUCGAGAAAUCCGGGGGAAGAGAUAGGAGCCAUUUGCAACUUAAUCGACGAGGAUAAUUGUAAAAGAGUUGUAAAUAUAGAAUAUAAUUUUUUAGAAUCCAUCCUGACUGGUUCAGGUGGACAGGAGUUGGUGGAUGAGGAUGGGUUUUCCCUCUUUCCCGGUAAUACUAGUUCUAUUCUGUUCGAAAUGAAGACAUACAAUGAGUUGCUCAAAAGAACCAAUGGGGUUGUUCCAGAAUAUGUUAAUCCGAAGUAUGCGGAUCAUGAGAGGAAGCAUUUUGUUCGUGCUACUCGAGUGGAAUGCAUGAUGCAGGACUUUGCCUUUCUGUACUACUCUGGGGGUAGGGAAGGACCAGGCGAACGUUCAUACGAAAUGGGGAUGAACAUCAGAAGCUAUGUCUCCAAACGGGGGAGAGUCGGAGUUACCCAUCUAGAUAGGUGUCUCUGUUUCUCCCCUGUAAAGAACGACUCUACGAAGGCGAAGAGAAAAGUGCAAAGUGGCAUACACCCAGAAUGCAUGUUCAGCGCAGAAGCAGAUCUCUACUACAACAACUGUGCCUUCUUACAAUUGGCCUGUCUGUACAAUCGGAAGAUUUUCCUGUUGGACGAAUUGGAGAUGAAGACAUUUAAAGGGGUUGGUUAUUUCCUUCCCCCCAAGGUUUUAUUAGAACCGCAAUUUGCCUUUACCCUAACGGAUCUGAUAAAAAAAGUUACAGGAAAUAUAUCCAUUAGUAGGAGCUCCACGUUGUGGGUGAAGUCAGAUGCACUCAUUCAAAAUUUACAUCUGGACGGGGCACUCAUCAUUGGAGGAGUUAAUUCUGAAGAAGGCGUUGCCCUCCCUGUUAUAUUGGAGAAGAACCUCUGCGUACGGAACAGAGGGGAUCAGUUUCUACCCCUUUCGGGCAUUGAGGAUGAGAAUUCUCAGCAACUACAAAUAAGGGGGUAUAAGUUAGUAAGGAGGGAGGUCCUAAUGAUAAGCGGCUAA
This is a messenger RNA of Plasmodium knowlesi strain H, 2283 nucleotides long. RefSeq lists its product as uncharacterized. Gene Ontology annotation, molecular function: UDP-N-acetylglucosamine diphosphorylase activity. The record is from RefSeq and is a predicted model, not a curated record. The transcript has a single exon. Bases 1 to 2283 code for a protein of 760 amino acids. Lineage: Eukaryota; Apicomplexa; Aconoidasida; Haemosporida; Plasmodiidae. Gene Ontology annotation, biological process: UDP-N-acetylglucosamine biosynthetic process.